UUUUACAUUAGUGGAAACUUCCUUGUUAACGGAUUUACAUAACUUGAUUUUGUGCUAAGAUUGUCGUUGAAGUUUUCAUAAAUAGCUAUCGAUAGUGUCUACCUUACAGUCAAAGUGUCAAAGUAAAAGUGGCUAGUUUGGUUCAGAAUGGUUUAUGAACUCAAAGACAAGGUGAGCCUUGUCACUGGAGGAGCUGAGGGUAUUGGGUUAGCUUUCGCGAAGCAUUUGUUAGAAAAUGGCGUAAAAGCCGUUAUUAUAGUAGAUAUCAAUGCAGAAAAAGGAGAGUCAUCUGCAGAUGAACUCAACAGUCAAUAUGGUCAAAACAAAGCACAUUUUCUGAGAGUGAAUGUUACUGAUCCAGAGGAACUUGAAAGUGCUUAUAAAUACGCAAUGACCAAGUUUGGUGGAUUAGACCUAGUAAUAAAUAAUGCAGGGAUAUGGAGGGAUAGCCAAUGGGAGCUAGAAAUUAGUAUUAAUGCGAUUGCCACAACCAGAAGUACCUUUUUUGCCUUAAAGUACAUGGGAAAACACAACGGUGGACGAGGAGGAGUGGUCGUUAAUGUAUCAUCAAUCGCUGGCCUUACUCCCAUGGAUAUUGUACCAGUUUAUUCAGGAACCAAACAUUUUGUUAUUGGUUUCACAGGAUCAUUUUCUACUCCUUUCUUCAACGAUCUGACGGGAGUAUCAUUUAGAGUUAUAUGUCCUGGUCUCACCCAUACUCGAUUGAUCGAUAUUGGCCUAGAAAAUACGUUAGAAGAUUUUCCUGGUUAUAAAGAAUAUGUGCAAGCAGGGUUCAGUACGCUGAAGGGCCAAUCGGUCGAUGUUGUAGCCAAUUGUAUGAUAAUAGCCGUAACUGAAGGAGGAAAUGGAAGUGUAUGGAACCCCGAAGAUAAUGAAAUAUAUGAGAUAGAAUUUCCAGACAGAUUUUCUUUACGAAAAAAAUGAACAUUUAGGCAAAAUUUUAAGAAUAAAAGCGAUACAUUUUUGUACAAAAAUCAUUCAAAAUAGAGAUUAUAUAUUUUUUAAAUGUUAGUUAAUUCUUGUUAAAUAUAAUUAUUGCAGUUAUA
This is a messenger RNA of Diabrotica virgifera virgifera (western corn rootworm), 1067 nucleotides long. Its product is annotated as 15-hydroxyprostaglandin dehydrogenase [NAD(+)]-like. Gene Ontology annotation, molecular function: oxidoreductase activity, acting on the CH-OH group of donors, NAD or NADP as acceptor. NCBI's taxonomy places the organism in Eukaryota, Metazoa, Arthropoda, Insecta, Coleoptera, Chrysomelidae. Bases 148 to 945 code for a protein of 265 amino acids. The transcript has 6 exons. The record is from RefSeq and is a predicted model, not a curated record. Gene Ontology annotation, cellular component: cytoplasm.